AUGCCUUCGGCAGCACCAGCGAGCCACGCCAGCCCUUCUCAACUCCCUAGCCCUCCGACCAUCACUCUCAAUGCCCGUGAAGAGCAGCUCAAAAAUCUGCUCCUAGAGGCAGCCAAGUACAUGGACAAUCGCGACCUGAACCAGGCUGGAGAUGGACAUUCUACGCAACCACGCCGCGACCCUCUGGUACUCCGCUGGGCUGGUGGCUGGGUGCGCGACAAGCUGCUAGGCAUUACGUCCCACGACAUCGACACGGCCAUCAACUCGAUGACGGGCGAGGCUUUUGUGGAUGGGCUCCGUGACUACUGUGACGAUCCAGCCAACAAGGCGAAGCACGGUCUGCACGACGAUGACAUAGGCCGCUUGCAUACCGUGCCGCGCAACCCGGACAAGAGCAAGCACUUGGCUACCAGCACGAUCAAAUUGUGCGGGCUGGAUGUAGACUUUGUGAACCUGCGCAAGGAGACGUAUGCGGAUGAUAGCAGAAACCCCGAAGUCGAGUUUGGGACAGCAGAGGAGGAUGCUUUAAGGCGCGAUGCCACAAUCAAUGCCCUUUUUUACAACCUGAACACGGGAAAAAUCGAAGAUUUCACCGGAGGGGUAGCAGACUUGCAAGCUGGAUUGAUCCGCACGCCAAUGGAACCGUUGCAAACGUUCCUGGAUGAUCCUCUGCGUGUACUGAGACUGGUACGAUUUGCCAGCCGGUUUGGAUUCCGCAUCGAUGAGGCAGCUGAGAGUGUUAUGGGGGACGAGAGGGUAUUGGAGAAUCUCAAAAUCAAAAUCAGCCGGGAGAGAAUUGGCGUUGAGCUGGAAAAGAUGAUGAAAGACGCAAAUGCUGUCGCAGCCCUCAGGUUUAUUGACCGUCUCGGCCUCUACCACGCAGUCUUCACUGACCCCAAUCGGUCCAACAUGCCGCGUCCCGAGCUUCAUGCCUGGCAGGCCGCAUACAACUGUCUUGACUUCCUUGAGCGCAACAAUACCCCAGGUUCCAUCUAUGCCCUGCUCGUCACGUCCGAGGAAGCCCGUUACAUCGCUUGGACACUUGCAACCUUGACCCCUUUCGAACAACUUCCGGAUGACCCGCCUCUCAGGAGCGGGCGCCCUGCUCCUCCGCUACUGACACAGGCCGCCCGUGAGGGCUUCAAGGCGCCGAACAAGCUGUGCAGCAUCAUUACGGCUGCACACACCCAUCGCCUUGCGAUUCUAAAGUUGAAGGAUCUGGUGAAGACCCAGGGCAAUGGCGUCCGCGAGCGAGACCGUUUCGGCAUGGCCAUUCGUGAAUGGGAUACCCGCGGCGGAGGGGGUAACUGGCGACUUCAGGUGCUGUAUGCGCUGCUGGUUGAUGUUGCUGAGCGCGUGGGUGGCCAGGCAGUUGUCUGUGGAGAGAGGCCUGAAUCCCAGGAAAUGGAAGAUGUAUUGAGAGAAUGGCAGGCGUUCUUGGACCAUCUGAUCGACCUGGAUGUCAUGGACGCGCCCUCGAUUAAAAGGCUGGUUGAUGGGAACAUGUUGACCAAGGCGCUGGGGGUGAGACCCGGCAGGUGGAUGGGUGCGGCCCUGGAUGUUGCGUUAGCAUGGCAGCUCAGAAACCCGGGGGUCACAAAUCCAUCUGGCGCUAUUGAGGAGGUCAUAAAGAAGAGAGACGAGCUGGGUAUCAACUGA
This is a messenger RNA of Thermochaetoides thermophila DSM 1495, 1659 nucleotides long. RefSeq names its product tRNA nucleotidyltransferase-like protein. The transcript is spliced from 2 exons. The coding region runs from base 1 to 1659 and encodes 552 amino acids. Gene Ontology annotation, molecular function: RNA binding; ATP:3'-cytidine-cytidine-tRNA adenylyltransferase activity. Lineage: Eukaryota; Fungi; Ascomycota; Sordariomycetes; Sordariales; Chaetomiaceae. The record is from RefSeq and is a predicted model, not a curated record. Gene Ontology annotation, biological process: tRNA 3'-terminal CCA addition.